AUGGAGAGUAUUCCGGGAGCGGAGAGCCUCACCCACGGGCCACCUCCGGAUGCGAACCACAUUUCGACUGAACCAGUGCAACAACUGGAGUCUGCUUCCGAGCAGACUACUUCUACUCAGAAGAAACGUUUAUCUUUACCACCUCGUUCAACUCCAACCGCCCGUCAUGCCAAACGCCUUACCCUGAAUUUCCCCAUCAACCUAAACCCCGAGAUAGAUCCAAACGUGACCUCACCCGGCUCCGUCACCCCAGUCACACAGUCCUCAACCCGGCCCUCCCCCGCUCAGCCUUCCGGGACACCUAUGUCGUUCGAUGCUCCUGACGAUGGCUAUGACUUCUUGCGGGCUAUUGCCUCGCAGGAACGCAAAGUCAUGGAACUUCGCGAAGAGCUCACCCGCGCAGAAGCAGAGCUGGUGGCAAUCAAGAAGCAAUGGGCAUCCUCGGAGAAGUCCAGGAAGCGGGCGGAGAUCAAUCACGCAGAACCGAUGAUGCCUCUCCGAUCCCCUGAUUUUUCAACAACCGAGGCAUCGAUCUCCCAUAACCGAGAGCAGAGCAUCAGCUCGGUUGGGAGCUCGACCGUAUCGCAAGAACGGAUCAGUCGGGAUCUUGGUCGACGCGCUAGCGUUAGGGCUUCUGCUGCGGCUCCGGGCACCAAAAUUGGUACAAAUGGUCGGCGAGUCUUCCAAGGCGCGCAUACUCGCACUCUUUCUCUUCUGUCGCCCGCUACAACCUCCAGCAUUGCUACCGGUGAGCCGGGUUCUGCUAGGGCUGAUCGCGUGGGUCGUACCCCGCGGUCUGCGACGUUACCAUCUGUCGAGCGUAAUAAUGCUGCUAUCGCACAGCUAGACGAGAGCCAGGUACCGGAACAUCUACUUGCACAAUGGCGCAAGACUCUUCCCCCGCCUUCACGGGAGGCCUUGAUGCGCACGGGAAAACAAAUGGCAUCUGAUUUACGGGAGGGGCUUUGGACAUUCUUGGAAGACAUCCGACAAGCCACGGUGGGCGAAGAAGGAAUUAGCGGAACUCAAACACGAAACAUGUCACCACCCAACUCAUUGGCACCACCGAACGGUCGCAAGAGGGAUUCACUGGCGAAGUCCCGAAGCAGAGAGCGGUUAUUAGCGGACGGCAAGCUGUCACGAUCAUCGUCGUCAUCGUCGUCGCGGGGAAGGGGGCCAGCGGCCGAGACAAAAACUGGUAAAGACACCAAGCCGGCGGAAAUUUCCACAUCUUUCUGGAACGAAUUCGGCAUUGAUACACCAGCUCAGAAGUCUCCGAACGGGCCUCGCACCCCCUCCGCCAACAGAACCACCGACCGAAGCGAGGCGACCGAAGCCGAACAGCGCGAUCACCGCUCCAGCAAUCAAGCCGAAGCGCAGAAUGACGAUUUCGACGAGUGGGGUAGCUGGGAAACGCCCCUAUCCGCGAAAAAGAUGCACACACCCUCCUCGAGCCGAUCAACUGUGGAAUCAAAACCUGAUCAAUCACCCACUACACAGGGUAGCAGCCCUCGAACCAGCGCUAGUUUUGGCGAUUGGAACCCACCUUCCACUUCGCUGGACCCUAGUGUCUCCGAAGGCAUUCCCUGGCCUGCUAUCACCAAGCUUGCUCCCUCGAAGCUUCAACGUACUGCUUCCAACUUGAUGGCUGAGUGGGAGCGCUCAUUGUCGCCUUCUCCAGAGCGAACUCUCAGCCGCAAGGACAGCAAGAAGGACUAA
Penicillium soppii is the source of this 1719-nucleotide messenger RNA. RefSeq names its product DUF4048 domain-containing protein. The record is from RefSeq and is a predicted model, not a curated record. Bases 1 to 1719 code for a protein of 572 amino acids. The transcript has 2 exons. Lineage: Eukaryota; Fungi; Ascomycota; Eurotiomycetes; Eurotiales; Aspergillaceae.